Gloeophyllum trabeum ATCC 11539 is the source of this 2871-nucleotide messenger RNA. RefSeq lists its product as uncharacterized. Bases 52 to 2751 code for a protein of 899 amino acids. The transcript has 25 exons. Lineage: Eukaryota; Fungi; Basidiomycota; Agaricomycetes; Gloeophyllales; Gloeophyllaceae. The record is from RefSeq and is a predicted model, not a curated record. Gene Ontology annotation, molecular function: DNA-binding transcription factor activity, RNA polymerase II-specific; zinc ion binding; DNA binding. Gene Ontology annotation, biological process: DNA-templated transcription; regulation of DNA-templated transcription.
GCGGAUAGUCCGCUUGAAUCGCUUCGCCAAAUACCUGCCACCAUCUACGAGAUGUAUAGCGACAUUGGUGAUCGUGAUCACUGGCCACCGCUGGACGGGACGUAUCAGGCAGACCCCGGAGGAAGGAAAAGGGCAAGUAGAGCCUGCGAUCAGUGCCGCAAGACGAAAAGUAAAUGCGAGUUGUUGGUGGAAGGGGGUCCAUGCAGGAAUUGUGCAGAAAGCAAUCUAGUAUGCACAUUUUUAGGCCCUACCUACAAGCGGGGACCGCCUAAGGGCUACCUCCAUGCAAUCGAGCAGAGAUGGUAUCAAGCGGAGACAAUCCUUGGCGCCAUACUGGCGUCCCCAGAUCCACGAGCCCGGGAGAUAAUAUCCGCCUUGCAGAAGGACGACCUUGCCCGGGAAGUCCUUAAUCGCGUGGACAUUGGGCCAUUCGGUCCAACAGGUCGGGCUUCUCAACCCGCUGGGGCGACCAUGGAAGAUCUCUUUCAUUCAUUCAUCGCGACAAAUGAAAGGCAGACGCAGCGGCAGUCCCGUGUGUCACGAGAGAUAGUAUCAACAAGUAAAGAUAGCCGAUUGUCGCCGAGUCAAGCUGCCGCUUGGCAGGAUCGUUUGACCACACUGCUGGGAGCACCACCGACCAACCCACCGUCGUCAGAUAUUUCACAGCAUAGUAGUCCCCCAGACAAUUGGCGGGACGGGCACAGCAGCGAGCGCGAAGGGAACCGGAGGCCCCGGCUCGGUAGCUCGCCUGAUUUCAGCGGCAUGUACACGAUUGAUGGCUCCUCUGACGCUACGGGAGAACAUAGUGAUGAUGUCGAAGAGAGCUCGCAUGCUAUUGGUCAACUUUCUCUGGACGAGAACGAUGAGGUCCGCUUCCAUGGUGAAGCAAGCGGUCUUCAUCUUCUAGGACAAAGUGAACGCACCGACGAUCGAAAAGAGGAUGGUAUCUGGAAACUGCCUAUGGCGCGAGUAUGGCCACAUGCUCCACACGGCAUCCUUCGCUAUCCGGAGGAGGAUAGUGUUCACGUUGCCUGGCCUCCGAUCCCAGAGCAAGAUCGGCUUGUAGAAAUGUAUUUCACUUACUUCCACCCGUCCUUCCCGGUUCUAGACCAAAAGCUCUUCAUGGAAGCAUACGAAAUGAGCAAGGAAGAGCCUUCCCCGUCAUCGGCCGCAGGGUCACAGAAGCUGUCGAAACUGUUGCUUUGCUCAAUCUUUUCGAUCGCCGAACGGUACUGCAUAGAUGAUGGGCACACUAUCAGCAAAGGCGAGAUGCACGAAGAAGGAUGCCAAUAUUUGGACUGGGCUCGUGAGAUCUUGAAUAGAGUCUACCAUCACAGUAGACUUUCCACUUGCCAAGCUCUGCUUCUCCUUGGUAUCCGAGAGUUUGGUAUUGGAUCCGUUGAGCACGGGUGGCUGUACAUUGGCAUGGCGAGCCAUAUGGCUCAGGAUCUGGGGCUGCAUAGAGCUCUAGACAAUUGGCAGUACCAAGGGAAAGAGCUCUUCUCUGCCGAAGAUACGCAAAUUCGGCGGCAGGUAUGGUGGUGCUGCAACAUCGCGGAUAAGUACGUAUCCGUAUAUAUGGGGCGGCCGGUCUGCAUCAAGGAAGCCGAUUUCGACACGCCUCUUCCCGAUGUCCGACCGGAUGAUGAGAACGAGCACACAAUUUGGCAACCUUACCCGCUACAACCACAGCGUGAAUCAAGCUACAUACCUGUCCAAACGCAUCUGCGAAGCUGUUUCCGUGCAAUGUCCUCACUCGCCCUAAUUAUAGGCAACAUUGUCGACAAGAUAUAUCCUAUCCGUUCCAAAACGAUGCAGGUGCGCGUGACGGAAUCGGCGAGAUUAGAACAAAGCCUAUCGCAGUGGUAUCUCAAUUUGCCGAACUGUCUACAAUACAACUCGUCAAAUGCAACUAGUCCCACUCCUCCUCCCCAUGUCCUGGUGCUUCACAUGAUGUAUUGGUCGACCGUGUUGUUGCUGCAUCGGGCAUUCUUUCCGAGGAAUGCAAAAGACGAUGAUGCGAAGUUACGACAGACACCAGACGCUGUUAUCGAGAGAGCACGGCAAGAAUGUAAAGGCGCCGCGAACCACGUGAGCUCAAUAGCUGUUGCCUACGGCGCGGCUUUCGGUCUACGGUACACGACCCCGUUCUUGACGUCUUACAUUCUAGGGGCUGGCAUAAUGCAUAUCGUAACUCUGAGCACGAACGCGUCGGACGUCCAGGCCUCUUUGGGCUUGCGGCAGUGUCUUGAAUCGUUGAAGGAGAUGGGCGAUGCGUGGCCCAGCGCCGCAAGGGCGUGGGAGCUGCUAAAUGGCGUGAAAGUGCAGUUCGAGGGAAGCUUGACUCCUCUAGUGAAUGCCCCUGUAAGGCAGAAGCGUCGAGCAGAAGAUGAACCGACCAAUCAAGAGUACGUCAGUGUCGUCAAGCAGGAACCUUUGGAGUACAACAGCCCCAACAACAAUUAUCAAGGCUUCGAUUCUCGAACGAUGGCGCAGAUGCUUGGCCUCGAAGUUUCAGAGCCUCACUUGCAGGACCCCGGGUUCCAAGGCAACACUUCAUGGCCGUUCACUAUUCACUCGCCUUCGUCACAACCUUGGGCUGCCCUAUCUCACUUGGAUUUCGCUGAUUGGAAUCUCAACCGGCCUACGGACGGGGUCAUGGCCCAGCAGUCCGAAGGCAACGACUGGUUGCCAGAUGUCGGUAGUGAGCAGUUCCCGUACGAUCCAUACAGGCAGUACCCUCCCUCGUGAUGUGUAGCGAAGACUGAAGUUUCUCGUGAUGUACAAUAUUCGAGUAUGUAUCAAUAUCUGUAGACAUAGCCUAGUAGGAAUGCUUUAGUCAAAUCAUUAUGGGUAUUGGGAUGCUGCCAG